Molecule: messenger RNA, 4255 nt
Organism: Leptonychotes weddellii (Weddell seal)
Lineage: Eukaryota; Metazoa; Chordata; Mammalia; Carnivora; Phocidae
Gene: C15H17orf113
Product: chromosome 15 C17orf113 homolog
Source: RefSeq, a predicted model, not a curated record
GAGCUGAGCCAAAGUCAGACGCUUAACUGACUGAGCCACCCAGGCGCCCCUGGACGUAGGUUCUAACUCUGCCUUGGCCACUUUCUGCUUGUGGAACCUUGAGCAAGUCACUUAAGGUCCCCCAGCCUUGGUUUCCUCCUCUCCAAAAUGAGGAGGUUACCACCCUCAGAGAGUACUUGCAAGAGUAAUCUUGGUCUUCUCAUGGAGUCACUGCAAAGUCCUUAGCACAAGGCCUGAUGCAGUUCCCACUUGACAAAGGGUAGUUACUGCUGUCGUUACGAGUGGGCAUCUAGGGGACAGGGUUGAGGGAUAGUAAGGAGGUAGAGGUGUCUGGUUUUGGCCGUUGGCAGGACGUGGCCUCUGGUCCUGAACUGUUCACCUGGCCUCAUGCCUGGGAUGGUGGAAGAGUGAGCAAGGUACAGUUGGCCAGCUAGCCCCUUAAGUCUGGGGCCCGCCCCCACUUCUGGGCUUCCCUACCCAGCACCACACUAUCAGGGUGCGUGUGUGCGUUUGAGUGUGCCAUGUAUAGGUUUAGGGAAGGGAGGCCCGGUGAAAAUGAAUGCCAUUCUUUGGCCCCGUGGCUCUGGGAUCUCAGCUUUGUGCUAACUUCAUUCUCAUGAAAUAAAUGAUUGUGGACUGAAGAGACUGGCCAUCCUUGAAUGAGGAGUCAAGGUCCAAUCCUGGCUCAGUCACAGAUUAUUCAUGAGCCCUGGGAACCGCUGUCACCUGGACUCAGUUGCACAGAUUGGUGCCAGUCUUUCCAGAGCCGAGUUCUGCCAUGCUUUCAACAGUCAAAGCUCAUCAGGGCCUUGUCCCGGAUGGAGGGAGACCCUCAGAGUGGGCUGGGGCCCCCAGGCCUCCCCCCACUUUGGAUGACAUUCUGUGGCCCUUGGCAUGACCCCACCCAUUCCAGUAGCCCUUCCCCGUUAGGUGCUGUGCCCCGGUCAGUUGGGGAGUGCUCUGUGGGCAGCAUGAACCCACGGUGGACCCCCUAACACCUCUCCCUUGUCUCUUUCAUCUCCAGUCUCCCACCGGAGGAGCAGGAAUAAACUUUCCCAGCUAAGUUAGAUGGAUGGUCCCCAUUAGCCCAGCGUGCUCCCCUCCUGCCUUCCCCACCAACUUCCAUUGUCAAGGGAGGUGCCGCGGUGUGUAGGGGGAGGCUGGGGGGCCAGAGCACUUGGGUGGGGGUUGGGGGUGCCCUGCCCCUCGAGCAGGAAUGGUGCCCCCAGGGAAGAAACCCGCCGGAGAGGCCUCCAACUCCAACAAGAAGUGCAAGCGUUACUUCAACGAGCACUGGAAAGAGGAGUUUCCCUGGCUGGACUUCGACUAUGAGCGGAAGUUGAUGUUUUGCCUCGAGUGCCGCCAGGCCCUGGUGCGGAACAAGCAUGGCAAAGCAGAGAACGCCUUCACCGUGGGCACCGACAACUUCCAGCGCCACGCCCUGCUGCGCCACGUGACCUCGGGGGCCCACCGCCAGGCGCUGGCCGUCAACCGGGGCCAGCCCACUUUCGAGGGCCACGCCGAGGGAGGAGGGGCCUACCCAGACCUGGAGACGCCCCCCACCUCCAGGGGCGUCAAGAUGGAGGUGGACCCGGCCAAAGUGGCCGUGCUGACCACGGUGUACUGUAUGGCCAAGGAGGACGUGCCCGACGACCGCUGCUCCGCCCUGCUCGAGCUGCAGAGGUUCAACCUGUGCCAGGCCCUGCUGGGCACAGAGCACGGCGACUGCUACAGCCCCAGGAGGGUGAGGGACAUGCAGGUGGCCAUUGCCAGUGUCUUGCACACAGAGGCCUGCCAGCGCCUGAAGGCAUCCCCGUAUGUGGGGCUGGUGUUGGAUGAGACCAGGGACUGGCCUGAGUCCCACAGUCUGGCCUUGUUUGCCACUUCGGUGUCCCCCUGUGAUGGCCAGCCGGCUACCACGUUCCUGGGCAGUGUGGAGCUACAGGAGGGUGAGGCCACUGCUGGCCAACUCCUGGACAUCCUGCAGGCCUUCGGUGUGUCUGCAGCCAAGCUGGCCUGGCUCAGCUCGAGCCUCCCCAGUGACCGCCUUGGGCACGUGGGCCCACAACUCCGCGCCGCCUGCCCACUGCUCACCGAGCUACACUGCCUCCCGGGCCGGACAGAUCCUGAGCCCCCGGCCUACCUAAGUGAAUAUGAAAGUGUGCUGGAUGCCCUAUUCCGCCUCCAUGGUGGCCCCAGUUCCCACACGGUCCCCGAGCUCCGGGCGGCACUGGACCUUGCUGCUGUUGACUUGGUGGGACCCCGGCCAGUGCCCUGGGCGUCCUUGCUGCCUAUCGUGGAAGCAGUGGCUGAGGCUUGGCCUUGCCUGGUGCCCACACUGGAGGCCUCUGCCCCAGCCUCCCCUACAGCUAGGGCACUGGCCCUCGCCCUGCGCCAGUUCACCUUCGUGGCCUUCACCUACCUGCUGCUGGACACUCUGCCCACCGUGCAGAAGCUCGCCCUUGUCCUGCAGCCAGAAGAGCCGGACUUGGCCUUGCUGCAGCCCCUGGUGAUGGCGGCCGCGGCCUCCCUCCAAGCGCAGCGCAUCUCGGGUGGGGCGCGCCUCCAGGGCUUCCUGCAGGACUUGGCUUCCUCCGGCCCCGACUUGGGCGGUGGGCGCUGCACCUACCGCGGCGUGGAGCUGGUCGGCUACUCGGAGGCUGCCGUGCGGGGCUUGGAACGGCUGCGGGGGGCCUUCCUGGACUCCAUGCGGAGGGGGCUGUGGGACUCCUAUCCCGGGCCCUCGCUGGACGCCGUGGCCGCCUUCGCGGCGAUCUUCGACCCGCGCGGCUACCCGCAGGCACCCGAGGAGCUGGGCGCGCACGGCGAGGGAGCGCUGCGGGUGCUGCUGCGCACCUUCGCCCCCGCCGUGGUGCGCCAGCGGGCGCUGGGCGACUUCGCGCUCUUCAAGCGCGUGGUGCGCAGCCUGGGGCGGCUGGGCCCGCGGGCCCUGUGCGCCAAGCUGGCGUGCGCGCGCUCUGAGCUGCACGAGCUCUUCCCGGACUUCGCCGCCCUUGCCGCCCUGGCCUUGGCGCUGCCCGCGGGCGCCGGCCUCCUGGACAAGGUGGGCCGCAGCCGGGAGCUGCGGUGGUGGGGGCAGAGCGGGGCCGGGGAGGGCCGGGGCGGCCCGGCGGUGAAGAUCGCCGUGGAUGGGCCUCCGCUGCACGAGUUUGACUUUGCGCUGGCCGUGGAGUUCUUGGAGAGUGGGUGGGCGGAGGGGCUCCUGGGGUCGCAGCUCCCGUGAGGGCGGCCGCCUUCCCUCCGCCCGGUCAGCCUGGGGCCCUGGGCGCUAGUCUAGGGGCCGAGGCGGAUCUGACCGUGCUACACCCAAGCUGACCGCCUCACCGUGGCCUCCCACCCACCUGCCCCGGGCUUCCUCCGCUCGGUGCUGAGUACUGACCGUGCCCGGUGGGCUGUGGAGGAAGGGCUGCGUCACGGGAGGCCUGGGCGAGCCGGCAGAGAUGCUAGGUUUGGGGGCACCCUCAAUAUCGCUCCUGCCCUUGCCAGAGUUUGGUGAGGAGUAGCUCACCUUUUUCCGUCUGGACCAAGCCCAGAUUUGGGCCCUAGAAAAACUGAAGAGUCUUGGUUGGAGGGAGAGAGGAAGACUGGGUCUCAGGAAUUGAGGGAUUGAGGGAAGGGAGAGUGGGUUCUUGGCUGUUAGCUCCCCUGCUGGCAGCAUCUCCUCUCUUCAGAUAGAACUGGAGCAGAUGACUUCCUUGUUUUUGACACACAGCACAGCACCCUCUCUGUGCACAAGCUACCAGUUCAAGGGAGGUGGUGGUGCCCUACCUCCCCUACCCACUGCGUGAGGCUCUUCUGCAUAUGGCUGUGUAUAUAGACAUAUACAUCUAUAAAUGUAAAAUAAACCUAUCUUGCAUAUUGUUAACACACAAAAAAUCUGAAAGGACUUCUUACGGUUUUGCAAUGACAGGGUCCAGAAAAGUCCCGAUGGACUGGAUUUAUUUCUAAUUCUUUUCUUCCUCAGAGUCUGGUUGCUCCCCAAAGUUCCUAGCCUUUCCCUGCCCUUGCCUCAGACCUUUAAGACCAAAGACCUAAAACCACAGGGCUGGACCGGCCAACUCUGAGGACCAGCCUCAGGCCUGACCCAGGGGUUGGAGGGCUUUUUGCCUUCUGGAAGGAGUUGGGGCCUCACCAGAGCUAGGGGACAACAUCCCUUCAGAUUCCAACGGGUUUCCCGUCUUCUCUGUCAGCCCCUGCAGCGAAUGAUGUGGGGAUCGGGAGGGGGGCAGUUAGU